Molecule: messenger RNA, 1193 nt
Organism: Ipomoea triloba (trilobed morning glory)
Lineage: Eukaryota; Viridiplantae; Streptophyta; Magnoliopsida; Solanales; Convolvulaceae
Exons: 3
Coding region: 79-936 (285 amino acids)
Biological process (GO): nucleosome assembly
Cellular component (GO): nucleosome
Molecular function (GO): protein heterodimerization activity; structural constituent of chromatin; DNA binding
Source: RefSeq, a predicted model, not a curated record
AAAUCAAAAUCUACUUGUCCAUUUUACCUCUCACCCCACAAAUUCAAAACCCUAGAUUUCUUCCUUCACUUUGCAAAAAUGUCCGGCCGCGGAAAGGGAGGCAAGGGAUUGGGCAAGGGAGGAGCCAAGCGUCACAGGAAGGUGCUUCGCGACAACAUCCAGGGGAUCACCAAGCCGGCCAUUCGCCGUCUGGCUCGUAGAGGAGGCGUGAAGCGUAUCUCCGGCCUCAUCUACGAGGAGACCAGGGGAGUCCUCAAAAUCUUCCUCGAGAAUGUGAUCAGAGACGCCGUGACCUACACUGAGCACGCUCGGAGGAAGACCGUGACUGCGAUGGACGUCGUUUACGCCCUCAAGAGGCAGGGCAGGACUCUGUAUGGUUUCGGAGGCAUGAAUAUUUCCCAUUCUCUCUUCCUUCUCUCUUCCCUCCGCCUCAUCUUUUACUAUUCCAAUAACCACUAUUAUGGAUGCUCUAAGCUGACUGCUGAUUACUAUUCUAAUAACCACUAUUAUGGAUGCUCUAAGCUGACUGCUGAGCAACUCAGUUCGAAAUCAAAAUCUACUUGUCCAUUUUACCUCUCACCCCACAAAUUCAAAACCCUAGAUUUCUUCCUUCACUUUGCAAAAAUGUCCGGCCGCGGAAAGGGAGGCAAGGGAUUGGGCAAGGGAGGAGCCAAGCGUCACAGGAAGGUGCUUCGCGACAACAUCCAGGGGAUCACCAAGCCGGCCAUUCGCCGUCUGGCUCGUAGAGGAGGCGUGAAGCGUAUCUCCGGCCUCAUCUACGAGGAGACCAGGGGAGUCCUCAAAAUCUUCCUCGAGAAUGUGAUCAGAGACGCCGUGACCUACACUGAGCACGCUCGGAGGAAGACCGUGACUGCGAUGGACGUCGUCUACGCCCUCAAGAGGCAGGGCAGGACUCUGUACGGUUUCGGAGGCUAGGAUAUUGUGCGCUAUUGGAUGUUCGUCUGUGUAAUUGCAGAUCUGUUCGACUAUUUCCGUUUAGCUGUUAGUCCUGUUUUUAGGUUCUAGGUAGCGAUUGCCUGCUUGUUUCGUGAUUGGCAAUUUAGAAGUAAAUGUAGUAUUCUGUUGCAGUUAAGCAUGACUAAUACCUGUUCUGAUUUUGUGAAUCAAUACAACUUUAUCUGCUCUAUGAAAAUUGAAUUUCAUUCUAAAUAUGAUCGUCAGUUUUCAGAGUA